Helicoverpa armigera (cotton bollworm) is the source of this 1248-nucleotide messenger RNA. RefSeq lists its product as uncharacterized. Gene Ontology annotation, biological process: detection of chemical stimulus involved in sensory perception of smell; sensory perception of smell. The transcript is spliced from 4 exons. Gene Ontology annotation, cellular component: plasma membrane. Lineage: Eukaryota; Metazoa; Arthropoda; Insecta; Lepidoptera; Noctuidae. Gene Ontology annotation, molecular function: olfactory receptor activity; odorant binding. The coding region runs from base 4 to 1248 and encodes 414 amino acids. The record is from RefSeq and is a predicted model, not a curated record.
AAAAUGUCUGGUAUCCGCAAGUUUGGGUUGCAACACUGCGAUCUGCCCACUUCAAUGGAGAAUGUUGCCUUCUUCAUGAAAGCUGUUACCCUGAAGAUUGAUGAGCGCGAUGAGGGAACGAUCCCUGUCAUCUUCUACUUCUUGACACUGUUCUGCAUCGCGUGCUACCUGUACGUGUACGUGGUUUCCAUGAUCUGGUUCGUCUUCAGCCGCUGUCCAGUCACCGGCGAUGUGCUGGCUGCCCUCAUCGUCUUCUCCUUGGGUGUAGCCAGCGAGAUCAGCACCGUCAAGUUUUUGUAUAUGAGGAUUCAUAUCAAGGACGUCCGCAAAAUGGUAACAGAUUGUCUGGACUCCUACUCCAAAGUGGUGCCUGGGACCAGGUUCUCCAACAACCUGCUGCGAACCCUCAGGGAGGCGAAGAGACGGGCCAUGCUGUUCUGGAUGGUCAUCAUCGGUAACGGACUGAUGUAUGUUGUAAAACCACUACUUCUACCAGGAAGACAUUUCAUGGAUGAUGUCGUUUUGCUUUAUGGUUUAGAACCGAUGUUCGAGACACCAAACUACCAAAUAUCAUUUAUCUUAAUGGGCUCCUCGUGUGUUCUCAUUUGCUACCUCUGUGCGAACAUCUCCGCUUUCCUGAUCAUCAUUACGGGGUACGUUCAGGCCCAAAUGUUGGCUCUGAGUGUAGAACUGACACAUCUUUGGGAAGACGCCGAAGAAAAUUAUCGAGGAAAUAAACUAGAAGACAUUACUGAUGAUGGUGAUCAAAAUCAUGAAAACAAAGAUGCAAUACUCAAUGAUUAUGUGACUGUACAUCUUAAAGAUAUAGCUAAAAGCCACGCUGAGAAUAUAAAUCUGUUAGGUCAGAUUGAAGGCACUUUUAGAGGAGCUAUUGCGAUAGAAUUCUGUCUCUUAGUCAUUGCUCUUAUAGCCGAAUUGUUAGGAGGAUUACAGAACACCUAUAUGGAAGUUCCUUUCGCGUUGAUGCAAGUAGGUAUGGACUGUUUAAUAGGUCAGAGGGUUAUGGAUGCAGGAGCAGUGUUUGAAGAUGCAGUGUACGAUUGCAAAUGGGAGAGAUUCAAUAAAAAGAAUAUGAAGACAGCUAUGGUCUUGUUGUUGAAUGCACAAAGGCCUAUGACGAUCUCCGCGGGCGGAGUGACUACCUUAAGUUACGUCAGUUUCAUGACUAUUAUAAAAUCUAUAUAUUCUACUUACACUACUUUGAGGUCCACUAUGGAUGAACCGUAA